Messenger RNA from Gaeumannomyces tritici R3-111a-1, 2133 nucleotides. RefSeq lists its product as hypothetical. NCBI's taxonomy places the organism in Eukaryota, Fungi, Ascomycota, Sordariomycetes, Magnaporthales, Magnaporthaceae. Bases 1 to 2133 code for a protein of 710 amino acids. The transcript is spliced from 4 exons. The record is from RefSeq and is a predicted model, not a curated record.
AUGCCGGUAUUUACCGGUAUCUCGCUCAGCUACCUUGUCAGCAUGGGCGGGACCUGCCGACUACAUCGCCAACAUCAGCCGUCCUGGAUACAUUCCGACAGGAUGGGUGACGGCCAUUACGGGGAUGCGCCUAGGGCCGCGAGUGAGGCGGGAAUUCCGUUCAACAAGCAUCCCUGCGAAAAUCUUCAAUUUGACGGCAUCUGGCAGAUCAAGCCUCAAGCUGGCGCUUCCGCGAUUCUCGGCUGUUAUCGCGCUAUAUUCCCUGGACUCUGGACGCUAUUCCCGCGGGGAAGACUAUGUGAAGUCUGCAAAUUGAUUCACUUCGACCUUUGGGCCACUUUCUGUCGAGAGGUCAACAUCACCGCUUUGAAGACUCUCCGGCCAGCACUCCCAGCCGAGAUCACAUAUUCCGUCGCGUACGUCUCGAGCCAUGCAAGCCAACCUCCUUGUGCUCACGGGCAACAUUCAGUGGCUAUCCAGGGGGAAUCCCCUUUACACCUUGAACUUUGCAUCGACGUGAAUGUUGAGGCCACACCAUUCAAUAAGUCCCAUUUCCGCCGCACAUAUCAAAUCAAUCCAGUGGACGAUGAUCUUGCGUCGUGGCUUAGCGUUGAGCCCCUGCAGCCAUUCUUGAGCGCAAAUGACAUCAGCCUUGUUCAGUCCGCAAUAGCAGAUUGUGAACGGAACCACGAAAGAUGCCGAACACGAACCUCCGAGACCUUUCUUCCCACACGGUUGAUAGAUUUGGGCGCUCGCGGAUCCGGGUCAAACCCGACACUGGUCGUCACCGCGCAAAGCCCCAGGACUAGAAGCAAAAGGAAAUAUGCAACUUUAAGUUAUUGCUGGGGCUCGUCCUCUGAGGCGGCCUCGCAACUUACGACCACAAGAGAGACCUUCACUCAACGUUCCAACGGCAUCCCUUUAAGCACAAUGCCCAAUGUGGUGCAGGACGCCAUCGCCGUCUGCCACGCAAUAGGUAUCCGGUAUCUGUGGGUUGACGCCCUGUGCAUCCUUCAAGAUGACGGGGAAGAUUGGGCUCGAGAGAGCGAGCUGAUGGGCAAAGUAUACGCGCACUCAUACCUAACUAUUUGCGCCGCCAAUUCCAAUUCGUGUCGACAGCCAUUCCUCCAGCGGGUACACGCCAGCUCGAAAUUUUUGGCCUUUCGAUCCGAAACUUAUCCUCACCUGGACUCCAAGCGCAUGCUAUUCCAAGGGCGCUUGCAUAAAGGAGAUAUCAAUGGCCAUUGGGGAAACAUACCGGGCUUGCUCGACAGCAAAUGGUUCGACCGGGGGUGGGUUCUUCAGGAACGACUGCUCCCUUUACGGUGUCUAGUAUUCGGGGACCAGCUCUUCAUCAUCUGCAACGAACGCAUCAUAUCCGGGGCGGGGGGGGAUGUUGAUGAUAAUGUACAAGGGGAGAUGACAAUCGCGGGCGUCAUCGACAAGACGAAGCGCAUCCUUGAGCACCACCGUCAGCCGGUGCGGUUGGCGGCGCGGUUCUGGGACCAUAUCGUCACGACGUCCACGAGACUAGAGCUCACGAACCCGACCGAUCGCUUGCCAUCUCUAGCAGGACUGGCCCAGCAAUUCGGAGCGGCAAUGGAGUUUCUACCGUCCGACUACCUGGCGGGACUGUGGAUGCCUUUUUUGCCCACGUCCUUGCUCUGGGUCCCGGAAGGGAUGAGUAGUUGGAGAUCCAUUGCUGAUCGCCUCGAAGCCCUGCGCAGCCCAAGGUCGUCUGGAGCCGCGUCGUGGAGCCCGCUUUCACUACGCGGCUGUCACUUCACUGGCAACCCCAAGAUAUCUCUUGAUGGCCACAUAAGGACAGAGUGUGAAUCCAUCAAGGGAGCUGCGACUGCCAACGGCUCAAACUGGUAUGCCACCUCCACCGGGGCCCGCCUAACGGUGACGGCAAGAGCAAUCCAUAUGCCGCUGGACCUCAGAGGCCUUUCCCAUGACGUGUGGGCGCGGCGGGUCACCAAGGAUGGCAGGUGCGCGGCCUACUGUUACUUUGACUUCGCUCCUGCUCAGGCGGCAGCGCGGACUUGUACGAUUGGGGCGACGGAGCCAAGCUUGACGACGACGACGAGGACGAUGAGGACGAUGAGGACGAUGAGGACGAUGUUAUCUUGA